CAUUUGUCCUUACUUUUUAUUGGACUCUCCCGAACUUUCACUAGUUUCUAUACUUCAUUGCCUCUCUAUGGACAUCGAAAAGGAUUUUGUGCAAGAAAGAGAAAAUCAGUCGGAAGGUUUAUGAAUCUGUUAGGCUAAAAAGUACAUUUUUCUAUUGAAAAUUUAUUACACCUAACAUUACGUGUACUGAGCAUCUGAACCAUUCUUAAAACAUAUUGUAAAAUCAAGAUUAGUAUCGUCAUCUGGCGGCAGAUCGAACACAGGAUUCGUUAAAAAAAAAUACCCAAUUCGAAUGCUUUGGCGCUACAUGCUACGUGCCAUCCAAAUGGACAAGUGCAGACAAAUGUAAUGCAACGAGAUACGAAAUGAUUUCGAAGAAGCCCCUCCAGUUAACUCUGGCCAUACUUAAACCCCACGUGGUUAAAUCGCCGUUUGCCCUUCAGAAAAUACGCGACAUCAUAAUUGAUAAUGACUUCAAAGUUGUUAGAUCUCGACGAACGAUUAUUACACGCGAGGAGGCAGAGUUUUUCUAUGCCGAUCAUAAGGGUAAAUUCUUUUACAAUCGGCUAGUCACAUUUGUAUGCAGUGGACCAUCGGACAUGCAUGUAUUGGCAGGUCACGAUGCCAUAGUUAAAUGGAGGGAAUUAAUGGGUCCAACGAAAGUCUAUCAGGCUCAAUAUUUGGCACCUAAUACUAUUAGAGGAACAUUUGGUUUAUCGGAUACCAGGAAUGCAGCACAUGGAUCAGAUUCUCCAGAGUCUGCUGAACAAGAAAUUAAAAUAUUUUUCAAAGACUUUAAUACAACUAAAUGGUAUCAAAUCGAAGAGCCUUUUUUCAGUCUUGGCCAAGUGCGCUUUGACCCUAAGGCUUUUGUGCAUAUAAUAAAUGAAGUAGAUACAACUAAGAGCACAAUAUGAUUCACUCAAUAUCAUUCUGGCAAAACUUAUUUUAGUUAGAAAGAAUAAAGAUGCUUAACGAUAGA
Molecule: messenger RNA, 982 nt
Organism: Cephus cinctus (wheat stem sawfly)
Lineage: Eukaryota; Metazoa; Arthropoda; Insecta; Hymenoptera; Cephidae
Product: nucleoside diphosphate kinase 6
Exons: 3
Coding region: 366-917 (183 amino acids)
Biological process (GO): UTP biosynthetic process; GTP biosynthetic process; CTP biosynthetic process
Molecular function (GO): nucleoside diphosphate kinase activity
Source: RefSeq, a predicted model, not a curated record